Molecule: messenger RNA, 1410 nt
Organism: Dendrobium catenatum
Lineage: Eukaryota; Viridiplantae; Streptophyta; Magnoliopsida; Asparagales; Orchidaceae
Product: protein POLLENLESS 3-LIKE 2
Exons: 4
Coding region: 154-1410 (418 amino acids)
Molecular function (GO): protein binding
Source: RefSeq, a predicted model, not a curated record
UCCAACGUUCCUCUCUAACGGUCGAAUGCGCCCUUGCAUCAUUUAAGACUGCAAUCUCUUCCCCUUCCGUGUUACCCUCUCUCUCUCUCUCUCUCUCUAAGCCCUCUCGUUUCCUUUCUCACAUUCGUCACCAUAUUUGUAGAGCAAAAGACAAUGCUUCAACAAGAGCAAUGGAGCAUGGCGGCUCAGACGGGAAUCAGGCUUUCAAGAUCGGCUCCUUCUUCUCCUCUGAAACCCAUCGGCAGGACCAAGUCAGACACUUUCCACAUCGCCCACAAAGUACCAGUCGGAGACACUCCUUACGUGAAGGCCAAGAGGGUACAGCUUGUUGAAAAAGAUCCCGUGAGAGCAAUAGCCCUCUUCUGGGCUGCGAUCAAUGCCGGAGACAGAGUCGACAGUGCCCUCAAAGACAUGGCCAUUGUUAUGAAGCAACAGAACCGAACAGAGGAAGCCAUUGAAGCCAUCAAGUCCUUGAGAAGCCGCUGCUCUGAUCAGUCCCAAGAGUCCUUAGACAAUAUCCUUUUAGACCUUUAUAAGAGAUGCGGUAGACUAGACGAUCAGAUCGCUCUGCUAAGGCACAAACUACUGCUCAUACAACAGGGUCUAGCUUUCAAUGGGAAGCGAACCAAGACUGCUCGCUCUCAAGGGAGGAAAUUUCAGGUCUCCAUCGAACAAGAAGCUACUCGUUUACUGGGGAACCUGGGCUGGUCUCUGAUGCAGAAGGAGAACUAUAUUGAAGCUGAAGCCGCAUACCGAAAAGCUCUAAUGAUCAGUCCAGACAACAACAAGAUGUGCAAUCUGGGAAUUUGUUUGAUGAAACAAGGCAGAAUUACAGAGGCCAGUGCCACUCUCAAACAGGUCAGACCAGCCGUAGCUGCAGAUGGUAGUCGAGGUGCUGAUUCCCAUCUAAAAGCCUUCGAAAGAGCACAAGAGAUGCUUCGCGAUCUCGAGUCAAAGAUGAUGAUUCAGGGCAACCAGGCCAGCAACUUCUUUGAAGCUUUCUCAGGCUCUUCAUUGAUUUGGCAGCCGCAGCCCUGCAUUGACCAUCACCAAGAGUGCUUUGCUGAUGAAAAUUUACAGAUUUCAAACACCAGAAAUAAUCUUAAUGUAGACGCACCUCCAUUUUAUUCGAAGAUCAGGACUGAGAAGCAACGGGAAGAGGGAUUGGGCAAUCUAAAGAGGACGAGAUCAGGAAUUUUGAAUGAAAAGCCUGUAAUAGAAAAUGCUGGAGGGAAGUGGCCGAAGUUGCCGGAGGAAGAUGAGUUCCAGGAGGCCAUGGUGGCAGCGGUGCUGGCUCCGGUGAUUGAGAAUGGUGGUUGUGGAAGCCCGGCGUUGGGAGAGGGGAAGAUUGGCAAGAGGCUUAGAAUUUUUAGGGAUAUUACUUGGAAUAUGAACGCCGUUAUAGAAUGA